CUGUGUUUGGAUAGCAAGGCGUGAUCACGCCCUGGUUCUUUCCCCCGAGACUUGACCUUCAGGGGAGGAGACUAUAAAACCCACAGGCCACCUUUCUCUCCUCAGGCCAGGUGUGGGGAGCUCCCUGAUCCGCAGGGGCGAUGGCGGCGCUGCAGGAGAAGAAGUCAUGCAGCCAGCGGAUGGAGGAGUUUCAGCGCUACUGCUGGAACCCGGACACAGGGCAGAUGCUGGGCCGGACGCUGUCGCGGUGGGUAUGGAUCAGCCUCUACUACGUGGCCUUCUACGUGGUGAUGACCGCAAUCUUUGCUCUGUGCAUUUACACACUCAUGUGCACAAUCGACCCGUACACACCUGACUACCAAGACCAGCUAAAGUCACCAGGGGUGACCUUGAGGCCAGAUGUCUACGGGGACAAGGGCCUGGACAUUUCCUACAAUGUUUCUGACAACAGGACCUGGGUGGACCUCGUGCACACCCUCCACACCUUCCUGGCAGGCUACUCGCCAGAGUCCCAGCAGGACAGCAUCAACUGCACCUUUAAGGAGUACUUCUUCCAGGAAAAGUUCAUGGCCCCCAACCACACCAAGUUCUCCUGCAAGUUCACAGCAGACAUGCUGCAAAAUUGCUCAGGGCUGGUGGACCCCAACUUCGGCUUCGCAGAAGGAAGGCCGUGCUUUGUGAUUAAAAUGAACAGGAUCGUCAAGUUCCUCCCCAGCAACAGCACGGCGCCCAGGGUGGACUGCGCCUUCCUGGACCAGCAAAAGGAUGCCCAGCCCCUGCAGGUGGAGUACUUCCCACCCAACGGCACCUUCAGCCUCCACUACUUCCCUUACUACGGGAGCAAAGCACAGCCCCACUACAGCAACCCUCUGGUUGCUGUAAAACUUCUCAACGUCCCCAGAAACACGGAGGUCCUCAUCGUGUGCAAGAUCCUGGCCGAUCAUGUAACAUUUGACAACCCCCACGAUCCCUACGAGGGGAAGGUGGAGUUCAAGCUCAAAAUCCAGCAGUAGAGAGCAGGGUGCCCGGCCGCCAAGCACUGGAAGCCAGCCCAGAGCCGCAGGCCGUGACCUGUAAGCACUUAGCACUGGAGUUGACGGCUUCUCGCUAAGUCCUCUCUGCUCCUUGACACAGAAUUCGUAGUGAGGAUCAAAACGCUGGGCCAACACGAUGACCCCGAGGCAGUGGUUACCCACUAAUGAGACCCAGAUACUCGCCCCAGGCGAACUUCUCUCUCCUUACUGUGCCUCAGCUUCCCUGACCUCUGCGAUCUCCUGGGACCCGCGUCAGCAAGAAACACGCCUCACGAGGACGGACGAUCGGAAGGCUUGCUUUUAAAGACACAAUUCCUACCCUGUACAAAUAAAGCACAUUAAAGUCACACUUUGCUCUACAUACAACAGUCACGUCUUUCCUGAUAAAGGGAAAAAUAACAAAAAAGUCACUUUUUCUUUAAGAACCCUCUUCUUAAAGUUUCAAUCCCAAGUCAGGGAAAUCAGACUACGCUGGGGAGCCAGAGCUCUGGCUGGUAAGAAGGGGUGGUGAGCGGGUGGCGGGUGGGGCAGAGCAAACCCCAGAGGGAGUCAGGGCGCUGCGGUCACCAAGGGGCACGCCUCCGCCUCUGCCAGCUGCUCUAGAAAAACCUGGAGCAUUGUGGCCAAACAAGCCCCCUGUCCCAGAGGAAUCCCGCCUCCCACCCUAGUAUCGCAUGCGACCUGGUGUCUUACUCCCAUGCAAGCACCCCACACGUUGUCCGGGGGUCCCGCCCACACACAGCAGGCAAAGGGCGCCAGAACUCAGUGGCCCCCUGGCCCUCAGGGCAGUUGAGGGAAGUCAUGACCGGCCAGAGCAGGCAGGUGGCCACAUCCACCCACGGGACUGUGGACUCCCUUGCAAGGCCUGUGGCUUCAAAACACUGGUGGGUUUUCUCAGCUGGUUCAAGUUAAGAUGGUGAACUGUCCUUUCUUCUCUGACGAUCUUAUUCUUUCUGAGACUCAACAGCCCAGAACCUGUCCCAGCUCUGAGGACGCAGGAGGAGGGUGAGGGGUGCUCUGUGCGCGGCCCGGUGACUGUCCUCGCUCAGCGAGAAGAC
Molecule: messenger RNA, 2092 nt
Organism: Acinonyx jubatus (cheetah)
Lineage: Eukaryota; Metazoa; Chordata; Mammalia; Carnivora; Felidae
Gene: ATP4B
Product: ATPase H+/K+ transporting subunit beta
Exons: 7
Coding region: 141-1013 (290 amino acids)
Biological process (GO): intracellular sodium ion homeostasis; sodium ion export across plasma membrane; intracellular potassium ion homeostasis
Cellular component (GO): sodium:potassium-exchanging ATPase complex
Molecular function (GO): ATPase activator activity
Source: RefSeq, a predicted model, not a curated record